This is a messenger RNA of Rotaria sordida, 1071 nucleotides long. NCBI's taxonomy places the organism in Eukaryota, Metazoa, Rotifera, Eurotatoria, Philodinida, Philodinidae. The record is from the annotation of a GenBank genome assembly.
AUGCAGAUUCUACUAUAUCUAUUCGGUUUAAUUUCAUUUUAUACGAUUGUCAGUAGUGACGAUACUAUCAUCGUUUAUCCAACAUCUGACAAUCAAUUAAAAUUACAACAGAUAAUUAACUUUGCAGUCGAUCAUACAAUAAUAUUGAUUAAACCCGGUAUUUAUACAGAAUCACUCAUUAUUGAAGAGAAAUUCAUUUCUAUAAUUGCUCAAAAUUCGUAUCAAGUGGUUAAAUUUCAACCGUUGCCAAAUAAUAUUGCUAUUUUAUAUCGAAAUAAUGGUGGUGGUCAAGUCAAAGGUAUAGUUUUUACGGGAAAAAAUGCAACUGGUAUUAGUGGCUCUCGUAAUGAUCAAGAAAAGCCUCCAGGCAAGAUUGAAAUUUUCAAUUGUACAUUCAUAGAUAUUGGCAAUGGUAUGAUCAAUGAAUUUACUCAUAUUUCCAUUGUUGGAGUUGCUGUUUAUCGAGCACAAUGGUUUUCUAUUGAUUUGCGAGGUCUUAUUGAAGAUUCAACCACAACCGUUCAGGAUAUUUUCAUUUUAGACAGUGGAAAUGGACUUAUCCUACGUGAAAUAUGUGGUGCUUUCGUUUUUUGGAAUAUUAUCUGUCGAAAUAAUGAAAAUGGUGGUCUCAUUAUCUUUGAUACGCUUAAUGGCCCAUUGACAAUAGUCGAAAGUACAUUUGACAAUAAUCGAAUAGCCAAUGUUUUUAUUUCCAAUUCAUCUGCUGUUAUUGUCCGUGAUAGUUUGAUUAAAAAUGCACGUCCUAAACCAGAUGAUACCUAUGGCGAUGGAUUUGUAGCAAUGAAGAAUAAGGAACCGAUCGAAUUACGUACAAGUAGAGUAUAUGACAAUUAUCGUGCUGGUGUAAGUGUAUGGGGUGGCAGAUUGAGAUUGAUAAACAGUCAUCUUCGUGGUCAUAAAUUCGAUCUCAAUAUUGAAACUUUUGAUGGUAUUCCAGGCGAUUUUGAUGGUUCAUCGGGAAAUGUUUGUUCUGAUUAUCCACCUAGUAAUAUCUGUACAGCUCUGUCAUCAAGAUUAGAACCACCAUCGCCUAUUUCUCCUACACACUGA